AUGCCGGUUAAAUAUUCUCUUAUUUUUGGAGGUUCUUCACAUGGGGAGAUCAUAUUGAUGCAAGUGAAAAAUCUGAGGGACGAGGCUUUUCAUCGUCUAGCUGGAGAGAAAUUCUCAACACAGGAGACUUGGGUGUUAAUAAGAGAAGAUUAUACUCAAAACAAUUGGGCAAGAGGUAUAUGGUUUUCGCAGGCUACUCCUAAGUUUGCUUUAAUGGCUUGGUUAGCUAUGCUGAAUAGACUAACGACAAUGGACAGAGUUGCAAGAUGGAGUCAAGGCGUGGAUGUUACCUGUGUUCUCUGCAAGAACGCUGGAGAAUCCCGUAAUCAUUUGUUCUUUGAGUGUACCUACUCCUCUCAGUUAUGGGAACAUCUUAUGAAGGGGAUUCUGAGAGAUGCUUAUACUAAGGACUGGUCAGAAGUUGUGGUGAUUCUAGCAAGGUCUGAUAGUGACAAGAAGAGAUCAUUCUGUACAAGAUGUGCUUUCCAAGCCAUUGUACACACGAUAUGGAGGGAAAGAAACAAGAUAAGACAUGGGGAAAAAACUUUACCUAUGGAAGUGGUGAAGAAGCUUAUUGAUAAAGGAGUUAGAAACAAGCUAGGCUUAAUGAGAUUAAAAGGAGGGAAGAGAAUGGAGAAUGCUCUUCAAUAUUGGUUUAGUACAAGAGUGUGA
This is a messenger RNA of Brassica napus (rape), 672 nucleotides long. RefSeq lists its product as uncharacterized. NCBI's taxonomy places the organism in Eukaryota, Viridiplantae, Streptophyta, Magnoliopsida, Brassicales, Brassicaceae. The transcript has a single exon. The coding region runs from base 1 to 672 and encodes 223 amino acids. The record is from RefSeq and is a predicted model, not a curated record.